Stegodyphus dumicola is the source of this 829-nucleotide messenger RNA. RefSeq names its product adult-specific rigid cuticular protein 15.7 pseudogene. NCBI's taxonomy places the organism in Eukaryota, Metazoa, Arthropoda, Arachnida, Araneae, Eresidae. The record is from RefSeq and is a predicted model, not a curated record.
CUUUGAAUGUUUCGUAGGCUUGAAUCCAUCUUUUCGUUUGCAGUUCCAAAUCCAUUGUUUUCUCAGUUGUUCUUCCGUAGGAAAACUAAAUACAGCCACCUUCGGGCCAUUCUUAUAAUUUCCUUUGCAUGUUGCAACACAGCAUUUAUGUGGCAUAAUAAAAAAUAAAUAAAGUAAUUUAAAUGAAAAAUGUUCUAUUAGAGCACACUACACUUUCAAACAACAGUCAGUUCACUACGCUACGACACCGAAGUAUAUUCUUUCAUUCUUUGCCACGAGGAAGAUGGUAGGAAUGACGACUUAGAUGACGUCAGACCGUUCAAGCAACCCUAGAGGCUUGGCUUCGUAUAUAGGAGGUACUGUUCCCUCCCGAUCUGAAGCAGGUGACGGCCAUGGUAACAAGAAGGGAACCUAUACCAUCCACGAUAUCGAUGGCAGAGCUAGACGAGUAGACUAUGUAGCUGAUAAACUUGGAUUCCGUGCUGCCGUGAAGACCAACGAGCCAGGAACCGCUGCCAGCACUCCUGCUGCAGCCCUCAUUGCUAGCCCUUACGCUGGACCAUCUGUCGAUCACAUUGCCCCUGUUGCCACUGCAGUCUACGGACAUGCUGUUGCCGCUCCAGUUGUAGCUGCUGCUGCUCCUGUUGCAUAUGGAGGUGUCAUCGGACACGGAGCCGCUUUGGGUUAUGGUUAUAAUAUGGGAUAUGGAUAUGGAGCUGGUAUUGGCAAGGCUCUGAUCCAUUAAAAACAUAAAUUCGCCGAUCUCCCGUAGAGUUUAAUUUAUUAUUUUUAUUAUGUUAUGGUAAAUAAAUUAUUUUAUUCCCGUAAA